AUGGGUAUGCACAGCAAAAGUAAGUUCUGUCGUUGGAUUAUGACGAAAUUUCCUGUUCAGAGAGAAAGGAAAAGUCCUUUAGGACAAAGGCCAAACAGAUCUUGGACAACAGAGUGGAUAAGAAGAAGAAUGACAGUCACAUGAAUGCUUCCGACUUCUUAAUGGAGGUGGAUCAACAAAUGAAUGCGUCCAAAAGUAUGCAUGCUGGCUUUGGUGGUAAGAGGAUGAUGAAUGGAGCAGUUAAUGUUGCCAUUGCUGCUAAAGGAGUACAAGUAAGACAUUUUUCCAGAUUGUUUUUAUUUUCAGAGCUUAGAUUACAUACCAUGUAGCAUGAAAGAGGUCAAUGCAGAGUUCCAACUUGAUUCUGGGGACCGCUCGACCCGUGUAUUUGCCGCUGAAGUGAAGAAAACCAUUUCUUCUGCUGAUAUCGUGAUCGAGGUGCUGGAUGCUCGUGAUCCAUAUGGAAGUCGAAGCAAACAAAUUGAGGAACAGGCUUUGAACAGUGGGAAAAGACUUGUUCUUUUGUUGAAUAAGAUUGACUUAGUUCCGAAUGAUAACGUUAAGAAAUGGCUCGGAGUUUUGAGGAAGCAGUUACCGACUAUUGCCUUCAAAGCUUCUACCCAGGAGCAACAAAACAGACUAGUAAGUCAUGCUUUUCAUUAUAGUGCGCAUGUUUAGGGGCGCUUGGUUUCUUCGAAUUUGCACACUGAUUCAUCAAAGUGCAUUGGAGCCGACUUGUUGAUGAAAUUGUUGAAGAAUUAUUGUCGUAACAAAGAUAUAAAGACAUCAAUUAGAGUGGGGAUUGUGGGUAAGUUAUAUUUUGUAAUUGAUUUGAGCCACAAACAGCUGAUUUUUGAGAUUUAUUUUAGGUUAUCCGAAUGUUGGAAAGAGUAGCAUUAUUAACAGUCUAAAGAGACAAAGGACUUGCCAAACUGGAGGAGUUCCGGGUGUCACUAAACAAUUUCAAGAGGUUGAGUUAGACAAAAAUAUAAGGUUAAUUGACUCGCCCGGUGUUGUUCUUGCAUCACGGGGUCAAUUCGAUGCAACGGAGGUGGCCUUGAAAAAUGCUCUGAGGGUGGAUUCGUUGAAAGAUCCUAUCAGUCCGAUCCAAGGAAUUCUUAGAAGAUGUUCUGUUGCUGUGGUAGGUUCGGAAUAAGCCGUCAUUUAUUUCAUUUUAGCUCUGCGAACAUUUCCAAAUCCUUCCCUUUGACAAUCACGAAGUUUUUCUGGCGUUGGUUGCGAAGAAGCUAGGUCGUUUGAAGAAAGGGGGACGACCUGAUAUUCAUGCAGCUGCGAAACAUGUAAGAGGGGUCACUUGUAAAUAAAAAAAAAUUUUUGCCAGCCACUGGCUGGAAAACGUGGAUAACAAAGGAAGUACCAUAAGUGCAACGCUCAGAUUAUUUUUAAAUUUUGCGCAAACUUCGGGCUUAUGCCACAUAUUAAUCUAUAAAACUUUUAGCUCGCGCUUUGCAGGCGUAGCAAAAUAUUCACAGACUGGGACAGACUGAUAGACCAUGAAUACCUCAGAUAUAUGAUAUACAUUUUCAACUCUAAAUAGAAAUAACAUAAUUUUCUUCAGAAAGUAGCUAACACAGGAAGUACACAAAGUGCGACGCUCAGAUUUUCUUUAAAUUUGGCAUACACGCCGGGCAUCAACUAAAUUUCAAUUCCUGAAAGUUUUAGCUCGCGCUUUGCAUGCGCCAUCGAGAUAUUGAACCAUUUUUGCCGCGGAGAGAGUACGCCAAACGCGGAUAGCGGUCAGAGAGAAAGACGCUUUUUAGCCAUAACUUUGGCAGUUUCGUGCGGAAAAAAUUGAUUUUUUGUGGAAACAUUGCCGUUUGCGGUAGAAAUAGGUAUGCAACUUUUCGUGCCGAAACCGGGCAAAAAGUCCUAAAUUUUCGCCGACUUUCGAUCUAAAAAUCUCGGCUGUUUCUGCAAAGCGCGAGCUAGGAUUCUCGCAUAAAUUUCAGAAAAAAUUACUCUAAAUCUGUGCCAAGUUUCAUAAAAAUCUGAGCGUCGCACUUGGGGUACUUCCCCUGUAAGCCACAUUUUUCCGCCAGUGGCUGAAAGAAACUGAGUUAACAAUACGUCGCCUUAUGUAAGCCCACACUUAAGAUACAGCUAUGCGAAAUUUUUUCAGGUUCUGAACGAAUGGAAUUCUGGGAAAUUGAAAUACUUCACUGAGCCCUCAAAAGAAACGGAGGUAAUACCUGCGGUAACAACGGAAUUGCUUACAACAUUGUCAAAGGAGUUCGACUUGGAUGCGCUGGAAGAAGAUGUGAAGGUUGUAUUGGCAGGCAAGUAAUGCUCGGGCGGGUGAUAUUUUUUAUUUUAAGAAACCGCUCAAAUGGAAGGCUCCUCUGUCGAAGAAGAUCCUGAAUUAAAGUAUGUUGUAACAGCAGAACCAAAGAAAGCCAAGGACAAGACUGAAGGAUUCGAGCACACCGACAUGAUCCCAAAAUCGCUAAAAUAUGAAGGAAACGUUCGAAUCGACAGUGCCAUCAAAAACGCCGUCAAAAGAAAUAAGAAAAAGAUGAGACGACUGGGUAAUAAUUGAAUUCUACUUUUUUAGACCCGUUUUAUUUCAGAAAAGCGGCAGGACAACCUGACUGACAUGUUCACCAACUUGGGAGGGGACCAACUCGACGUUAAGAUGGAGGACUGA
This is a messenger RNA of Bursaphelenchus xylophilus (pine wood nematode), 2665 nucleotides long. The record is from the annotation of a GenBank genome assembly. NCBI's taxonomy places the organism in Eukaryota, Metazoa, Nematoda, Chromadorea, Rhabditida, Aphelenchoididae.